AUGAUGCGUGACCAGAAUCGUCAAGCCUGGCACGCAGACUUUCUGGCAGUGUGGAUGAGUGUGAUCGAUUCGCAAGCUUUGAGUAAGGGGUGGAAGCAAUCCACGCUUUACGACGAACUUCAGCGGCUCGUCACAGACUUGGAUGUCACGGAGAUUGUUCAAGGGAACAGUCCACGAUCCGACAAGUUCGAGAACUUGUAUAAUCUUGUUGCGACCAGAGCCCACGGCGAGCACAGACCUGCCUCAGUCCACGGAGGACCACAUACCAUCUUGCCAAUCGCAGCAUUGAGGCCACCACUUCCAUCAAAUGCAUCCAAAUCCAUAGACUUUCACUUUCGAUGGACUCAGAGCUGGCUGCCCAUUAUGGACAAAGGCAAUGUCCAUCGUUCACUCUACCGCGUGCGUCGAGACGAGGCGGUCGAGUGCGCAGCUGACGAAGCCAGUCUAUAUGCUCUGCUGAGCCUGACGACUGUGCAGCAAUCUGGCGACAACCUAGAACAUCAGCUCAAUACUUCGUCUGCUUCGCUGUUUGCCACUCAUGCGCACCGUUUGCUUCACGAGUGUACUGGUCCACCCACGCCUACUACUGUCCAAACCAUGCUUCUUCUUGCCCUUCACCACAUCACGAGGGAUUGUCAGGAAGACGCCUGGGUACUCGUUGGUCGGGCAACACGAGCUAUUGCUUUGCUACAGCGGUCUUGUGGUGAUGAGCUUUUACCGCUUAGCUUCCGCCCAGAGCGUGAAUUAUUGAAGCGCCUUAAUCUCGCAGCGUUCGUCCUUGACAGUCUGCUCUCUGCUCACUUGAGAUUACCGCAUGCCCUUGGUCCUUCUGGUUCUGGCCCAAUUGAGCGUCUGAUCGCGGACGGCACCGAGGAAUGGGAACCAGGCCCAACAUCAUCUACAAGCAUUUUCACGAACGGUCCCGGCUUUUGUCUCAGCACCUUUAACGACCUUGUGGAUUUCAGUGUUCAGCUUAGCAUUAUGCAGAAUUCGGCUGGCGGAGAUCAGAAGGAUAUGAUGAGACCCCGAGUACGGUUGGACCAAGUGGCAAGCACGUUUCCGCAGCAUCAGACGCUUCAUCUUUUCGGCACAGUACUGGCGCUAAUGGAGUCUCCCACUGUAGCUGAUGAUGGCGAUUUAGACAAGCUUUUGCUCAGUGUACAAACGGUGGUUACUACAUACAACGUCUACUACCCGAUCAGCACAGUGCCUAUCAUCUGGCCAAUGUUAAUCGACCUGGUCAAGGAGAAGAUAGAGGCGCUACCACGCACAAGCAAUGUUCAAGAUACGGCGAUGGCACUGGCGCGCUUCCUGAAAGCUGCUGAAGUCAAUCUUCACGUUGCUGCUUCCGUGAGGCCAGCAUUUGACAACAUCGGAGCCCGCGAGCCGACCGACCCAUGUGACCCCGGUUCCCUCCACAUUCUGAACACUACAAUGGCAGACCACCCUUCGAAUCAGAGUGGACUCACUCGAUUCACAGCGGCAACAUAUAACGUUGAUCCAAUGACGCCACUUUCUGGUGGAGGGCGCACGGACGUAUUCGAGGCACCUGUGCCUGACACAUUGUCCACUCUUCCCGCAACUGAUCGACCAACGGAUUUUGAUGUUAAUGUAGAUUUUUCGGGAUACCUGAUGGAUGGAGAUGCAUAUGGAUGGGACCACCAUUGGGAUCAAAGUCUACACAACCUUGGGUUCGCAGACGUUGACAUGCCUCUCCUUGACCUUGACUUUCCUUUGUCCACGGAGCAAGAAUUCUCUCUCGACGGAGCGGACACUGCAAGCUAA
Messenger RNA from Recurvomyces mirabilis, 1785 nucleotides. RefSeq lists its product as uncharacterized. The record is from RefSeq and is a predicted model, not a curated record. Gene Ontology annotation, biological process: positive regulation of transcription by RNA polymerase II; DNA-templated transcription. The transcript has 2 exons. Bases 1 to 1785 code for a protein of 594 amino acids. NCBI's taxonomy places the organism in Eukaryota, Fungi, Ascomycota, Dothideomycetes, Mycosphaerellales, Teratosphaeriaceae. Gene Ontology annotation, molecular function: DNA binding; DNA-binding transcription factor activity; zinc ion binding.